Molecule: messenger RNA, 770 nt
Organism: Gracilinanus agilis (Agile Gracile Mouse Opossum)
Lineage: Eukaryota; Metazoa; Chordata; Mammalia; Didelphimorphia; Didelphidae
Product: protein ABHD11-like
Exons: 5
Cellular component (GO): mitochondrion
Source: RefSeq, a predicted model, not a curated record
AUGUGGCAAUGGGCUCGAAACUGGAGAUGUCCCUUCAGGGUGUCCUCACUUCCCUGGGCAUCACCCACCCAAGGUGUCGGUCCAUCCCUGACCACUUGCAGGAACAACACAACUAGGCCAGUACCACUCUCUUACCGGCUGCUGGAUGGUCAAGACAACCUCCCACCUGUUGUCUUCCUGCAUGGGCUGUUAAGCAACAAAAACAUCUUCCAAUAUGAGGCUGAAGUCCUGGCACAGCAGACAGGCAGAAAGGUUUUGACAGUGGAUGCUCGGAACCACGGAGAGAGCCCUCACAGCCCUGACUGCAGCUAUGAGGCCAUGAGCACUGACCUGCAGGAUCUCCUGCCAAAGCUGGGGCUCACCCCUUGUGUCGUCAUUGGGCACAGCAUGGGAGGCAAGACAGCCAUGGUGCUGGCUCUACAGAAGCCAGAGCUGGUGGAACGACUGGUCUCAGUGGAUAUCAGCCCCUUGACCAGCCCAGACAUCUUUCGAAUUGUGCCAGCUAUGAAGCUGAUGAAUAUCCCUAGAAAUCUUUCCCGCUCCCAAGCCUUUCAAGUAGCUGAAGAGCAACUGAAGCCAUUCGUCAAGAGUUCAACUGUUCGUCGGUACAUGUUCAACAGUCUGCUGCAAGUCAAUGGGCAGUAUUUAUGGACAGCCAAUGGUGAAGUCCUGUAUCAACAAAAGGACAAGCUUCUGGGCUUUCCUCAGAUCCAAGGAGUCUACCCGGGUCCCUCCCUCUUCCUCAGAACUACCAAUUCUGACUUUGUCCC